Messenger RNA from Otolemur garnettii (small-eared galago), 4409 nucleotides. RefSeq names its product ATPase phospholipid transporting 10B (putative) (gene ATP10B). NCBI's taxonomy places the organism in Eukaryota, Metazoa, Chordata, Mammalia, Primates, Galagidae. The transcript is spliced from 22 exons. Gene Ontology annotation, biological process: phospholipid translocation. The coding region runs from base 18 to 4409 and encodes 1463 amino acids. Gene Ontology annotation, cellular component: plasma membrane. The record is from RefSeq and is a predicted model, not a curated record. Gene Ontology annotation, molecular function: ATP hydrolysis activity; ATP binding; ATPase-coupled intramembrane lipid carrier activity.
UUAGCCUGCUGCCAGGAAUGGCCCUCUCGGUGGACUCCUCUUGGCUCCGAUGGCAGUGGCGGGUCAGGGAAGGGUCUGCCCAGUCUGCAUCAGAAGCUACACCGCUGCUCUCUGCAGAGAAGGCGAGGCGGAGCUACAACCUCAGACGGCAACGGGUCGUGUUCCCCAACAACAGCACCUUCCACCAGGACUGGGAAAAGGUCUCCAGGAGCUACCCCGGCAACAGAAUCCACACAACCAAAUAUACCCUCUUCACCUUCCUGCCCCAGAAUCUCUUUGAGCAGUUUCACAGGUGGGCUAACCUCUAUUUCCUGUUGCUGGUGAUUCUGAACUGGAUACCAUCCAUGGAAGUCUUCCACAGGGAAAUCACCAUGUUACCACUGGCCAUUGUCCUGUUCAUCAUCAUGGUCAAAGACGGCCUAGAGGACUUAAAGAGACAUCGCUUUGAUAAAGCGAUAAACUGCUCCAACAUUCGAAUAUAUGAAAGAAAAGUGCAUAACUACGUGAGGAAGCCCUGGAAGGACGUGCGUGUGGGAGACUUCAUCCAGGUGCAGUGCAACGAGAUCAUCCCAGCAGACAUCUUGCUCCUCUUCUCCUCGGACCCCAGCGGGAUAUGCCACCUGGAAACCGCCAACUUGGAUGGAGAGACAAACCUCAAACAAAGGCGCGUUGUGAAGGGCUUCUCCCAGCAGGAAGUGCAGUUCCAACCAGAACGUUUCUGCAAUACCAUCGUGUGUGAGAAGCCCAACAACCACCUCAACAGGUUUAAGGGUUAUAUGGAGCAUCCCGACCAGACCAGGACUGGCUUCAACAGUGAGAAUCUUCUGCUUCGAGGCUGCACCGUCAGAAACACCGAGGUGGCUGUUGGCAUUGUCAUCUACGCAGGCCAUGAGACAAAAGCCAUGCUGAACAACAGCGGCCCCCGGUACAAACGCAGCAAGAUUGAGCGGCGCAUGAACACGGACAUCUUCUUCUGCAUCGGGAUCCUCUUCCUCAUGUGCCUCAUUGGAGCCGUAGGUCACAGCCUCUGGAAUGGGACCUUUGAAGAGCACCCUCCCUUUGAUGUUCCAGAUACCAAUGGCAACUUCCUUCCCCUUGCCCUUGAGGGUGUCUACAUGUUCCUCACAAUGAUCAUCCUGCUUCAGGUGCUCAUCCCCAUCUCUCUGUACGUCUCCAUUGAGCUGGUGAAGCUUGGGCAAGUAUUCUUCCUGCACAAUGACCUUGACCUGUAUGAUGAAGAGACUGAUUCAUCCAUUCAGUGUCGAGCUCUCAACAUCACUGAAGACCUGGGUCAGAUCCAGUACAUCUUCUCAGACAAGACGGGGACCUUGACAGAGAACAAGAUGGUGUUUCGGCGUUGCACCAUCAUGGGCAGCGAGUAUUCUCACCAGGAAAAUGCCAAGCGACUGGAGACCCCGAAGGAGCUGGACUCAGACAGUGAAGAGUGGACCCAAUACCAAUGCCUGUCCUUCCCAGCCAGAUGGGUCCAGGGCCCAGCAACUAUGAGAGGACAAAAAAGUGCCCAGCCUCUGAGGAGGUGCCAGAGUGCCCGUGUGCCCAUCCAGGGCCACUCCCGACAGAGGUCUAUGGGGCACUAUGAAAACUCCCAGCCCGCUGUGGCCUUCAGCAGUUCCAUAGAAAAAGAUGUGACUCCAGAUAAAAACCUCCUGACCAAGGUUCGAGAUGCUGCCCUGUGGCUGGAGUCUUUGUCAGACGGCAGAGCCACCAAACCUUCCUUCUCUACCACCUCCUCCAUUGCUGACUUCUUCCUUGCCCUAACCAUCUGCAACUCCGUCAUGGUGUCCACAACCACUGAGCCCCGGCAGAGGGUCACCAUCCCACCCUCAACCAAGGCUUUGGGAAUGUCCUUAGAGAAGAUUCAGCAGCUCUUCCAAAGGUUGAAGCUUUCAAGCCUCAGCCAAUCAUUCUCGUCCACUGCACCCUCUGACACAGACCUUGGGGAAAGUCUGGGAGCCAAUGCACCCACCAUGGACUCGGAUGAGAAAGACGACUCGUCUGUGUGCAGUGGGGGCUACUCCACCGAUGGCGGCUACAGGAGCAGCGUGUGGGACCAAGGCGACAUCCUGGGCUCUGGGUCAGGUGCAUCUUUGGAGGAGGAGCUGGAAACCCCAGCUCCAGGCCUGGCUGGGCCUGAGCUCUGUUAUGAGGCUGAGAGCCCUGAUGAGGCAGCCCUGGUGCAUGCUGCCCAUGCCUACAGCUUCACGCUGGUGUCCCGGACACCUGAGCAGGUGACUGUCCGCCUGCCCCAGGGCACCUGCCUCACCUUUGACCUCCUCUGUACCCUGGGCUUUGACUCUGUCAGGAAGAGAAUGUCUGUGGUUGUGAGGCACCCACUGACUGGGGAGAUCGUUGUCUACACCAAGGGCGCUGACUCGGUCAUCAUGGACCUGCUGGAAGACCCAGCCAGCGUGACUGACAUUGAUUUGGAGAAGAAGCUAAAGAAAACCCAAGCCCGGACCCAAAAGCACCUGGACCUGUAUGCAAGAGACGGCCUGCGCACGCUGUGUAUCGCCAAGAAGGUCAUAAGUGAAGAGGACUUCCGGAGAUGGGCCAGUUUCCGGCAUGAAGCCGAGGCAUCCCUCGAAAACCGCGAUGAGCUUCUAAUGGAGACAGCACAGCAUCUGGAGAAUCGACUCACCUUACUUGGAGCAACGGGGAUCGAAGAUCGGCUGCAGGAAGGAGUUCCAGACACAAUCGCAGCUCUGCGGGAGGCUGGGAUCCAGGUCUGGGUCUUGACUGGAGACAAGCAGGAGACAGCCGUCAAUAUUGCCUAUUCCUGCAGACUGCUAGAUCAAACGGACACCGUGUACACCAUCAACACAGAGAAUCAGGAAACCUGCGACUCCAUCCUCAAUUGCACAUUAGAAGAGGUCAAGCAGUUUCACGAACCACAGAAGCCUGACCGCAAGCUCUUUGGAUUCCGCCUGCGUUCCAAGACACCAUCCACCACCUCGGCAGCUGUGCUUCCAGAAGUUGGAUUGGUCAUCGAUGGGAAGACACUGAAUGCCAUUUUCCUGGGAAAGCUGGAGAAGAAGUUCCUGGAGUUGACCGGGUACUGUCGGUCUGUCCUGUGCUGCCGGUGCACCCCACUCCAGAAGAGCAUGAUCGUCAAGCUGGUGCGGGACAAGCUGAGCGUCAUGACGCUGUCCAUAGGUGAUGGAGCAAAUGAUGUAAGCAUGAUUCAAGCUGCUGAUAUUGGCAUCGGCAUAUCUGGACAGGAAGGAAUGCAGGCUGUCAUGUCCAGCGACUUUGCCAUCUCCCGCUUUAGGCACCUCAAGAAGCUACUGCUAGUGCAUGGUCACUGGUGUUACUCACGCCUGGCCAGGAUGGUGGUGUACUACUUCUACAAGAACGUGUGCUACGUCAACCUGCUCUUCUGGUAUCAGUUCUUCUGCGGCUUCUCUGCCUCCACCAUGAUCGACUACUGGCAGAUGAUCUUCUUCAAUCUCUUCUUCACCUCCUUGCCUCCUCUCAUCUUUGGAAUCCUCGAUAAAGACAUCUCUGCAGAAACCCUCCUGGCAUUGCCUGAGCUGUACAAGAGCGGCCAGAACUCUGAGUGCUACAACCUGUCGACUUUCUGGAUUUCCAUGCUGGAUGCAUUCUACCAGAGCCUCAUCUGUUUCUUUAUCCCUUACCUGACCUACAAGGACUCUGAUAUCGACGUCUUUACCUUUGGGACCCCGAUUAACACCAUCUCCCUCACCACAAUCCUCUUGCACCAGGCAAUGGAAAUGAAGACAUGGACCAUAAUCCAUGGGCUCAUCCUCCUAGGCAGCUUCCUGAUGUACUUCGCAGUAUCCCUACUGUACAACGCUACCUGUGUCACCUGUAACAGCCCCACCAAUCCCUAUUGGGUGAUGGAAGUCCAGUUCUCAGACCUCACUUUCUACCUCGUCUGCUUCCUCACACCAGUUGCGGCUCUUCUCCCAAGAUACUUUAUCCUAUCUCUCCGAGGGACCUAUGAGAAAUCUCUCCUCUUAAAAGCUCAGAAAAUUGACCAACUCCCCAGGGAUAAAAGAGACCUAGAAAUCCAGAAUUGGAGGAGCAGACAGAGGCCUGCCCCAGUACCUAGCAUGUCUCAGCCUUCCCAGCAUCCAAUGCCACAUAGGCCGGAACAGGCCUUCAGAGCCAGCACCCCAAAGAGCUCCAGCCCUCCCAAGCGGAAGCACAUCGAGGACUGGGUGCUCCAUGGACAGAGAGGCAGCAGAGAGCACAUGACAGACGACCCAUGCUCAGGGGAUUCCUCUGCUAAACUUUCAUCUGGGGAACACCUUCUGGGGCCUAACAGGACAAUGGCACCUGGAGCCUACUCAGGUGGACAGACCAACAUGUCCCGGUGCUCACAGAGGGGCAGCCAUCGCCGAUCCCAGAGUUCUCUGACCAUAUGA